AUGGACGCCAUCACACCAGCAAUCCUACUGUUGAACCUGCCGAGCUCAGCCCUGGGAGGUAUAGAUCUGCUGUCGUUCACAACCACGCCAAAAUUCCAAGGCAUCAAAAACAUACCUUCUGGACUGCAUUUUAUCUUUGUUGGUUCCACCAGCACACUUUCUGUUCGCCACGGUGUCUGGAUAAAGGUUAAUUCGCCUUCUGCUUCUGCACCUCCAGACUUUUUCAUUCGAAAAUGGGACUCGAGCAGCGAAGAGCUGUUACCGGAAACAGACGUCACCACACUACUACAACAGCGAGCCAAUCUCGGACGGAUAUGGAGGGAUAAUUUGACACCGUACCGGCAAAGCGCGUCACAGGAGUCUGUGGCGACGGAAGACUCGAAUCGCUGGGUGCAAUUGACAGACUGCAUUACUGAGUCGCUCCUUACACGCAUAUUGGACUCGGAUGCCGAGACUUGGACACUCACGUCAUCCAGCAGUGCAAAGCAAGACUUUGAUGACAUUCCAGGACUUACUGCCUCUGAUCUUACUGGUAACGAGCGUGAAUUGCGUGUUCUACCCGUAGAUCUGAAACAAACAUGGCGAGAAGGAGCAACCGGACGCGAACGCACAGAAGCUGCACAAGAUCGCUCAUGGGCGCUCGCAGAUCUCAUGACCCGUUUCUGUAAUGAUGAUAUCAAUCAAAUCAUUGGAGAGCUACAGUUUUGUUUCGCCAUGGUAUUGACCCUAAACAAUUAUUCAUGCUUGGAGCAAUGGCGCAGGAUACUCGACCUCAUACUUACCUGCGUCAGUGCAGUCACCACACACCCAUCCUUCUUCGUCCGCGCACUCGCAACGAUAAAACUGCAACUGCAACACGGUCAAGAUGUCGAAACUGGACUUUUCGACCUCACAGACGACGGAGCAACAUUCCUGAAAUCACUACUCCUACGCUUCAAAAAAGCCAUCGACCGCUUACCAGGAAACGCGCAUGCAGAUGUCAUAGACGAACUUGACGACCUGCUAGCCUACACCCAAGAGACACUAGGUUGGCAAAUCCAACAAGGCUCUUUUGCACGAACGGGAAUGCUCAGUCUUGAAGACGGAGAGGAAGUCGAAAUGGACAAUACAGCUUUUGAUGAAGAUGACGAGGCUGGAGAGUAUGCGCCUACGAUUGUAGAGUUGUCUGCUGAGCAGAUGGAGUUGUUGGGUAUUGAAUCUGUGCAGCAAGUCAUGAAUGGCAAUAAGACGCCUAAUUUGCGCGACCGAUUGCAAAAGGAUCAGGUUGAGGCUGGGCGAGAUGGGUAUCAGUAUGAGGUCCAGAGUGAUGAGGAGUCGGAAAAAGAAGUCAUGGCUUAUGAUGAUGACGAUGAAGAGGAAGAGUUGGACCUUGAAGACAUGGACGCUCGAUACUGA
Molecule: messenger RNA, 1395 nt
Organism: Aureobasidium subglaciale EXF-2481
Lineage: Eukaryota; Fungi; Ascomycota; Dothideomycetes; Dothideales; Saccotheciaceae
Exons: 1
Coding region: 1-1395 (464 amino acids)
Biological process (GO): spliceosomal tri-snRNP complex assembly
Source: RefSeq, a predicted model, not a curated record